ACCUAUUAAGUCACCUGACAGCUCCUUUAGUGUCAGUAGAGAUGAAAAUGUCAGGAUUAAACGGAGAUCCAGAGCUUAUAGCUGAUGAUGGGAUCAUCGAGGAUGAGGAUGAUUUUAAUGAAGAAGAGUAUGCUGCAAUUAACUCCAUGCUGGACCAGAUAAACUCCUGCCUUGACAACUUGGAGGAGAGGAACGAUGCUCUGAACGGACAGCUGCACGAGCUCCUGGAGUCUAACCGGCAGGCUCGGCAAGAGUUUCGAGCUCAGCUCAACAAAAAGCAACCGGAAGAGCAGAAAGCACCAGUGUCUGAGGGAUGACGACUGGAUUCCAGCGCUGACUCAUUCCACUGGCAUAAAGCUGUCCUGUAUUUGUGUUUGCUCUAUUUACUAUACGGCGUAGAAACGUCAAGCUUCGUGUGUACAGCCGUGUUCCUCCAUGUCAUGUUUUAUUAUUGUUUUAUCCGAACAAAGAUGAUUAUUUAUGAUAAAUAUUUAAUAAAUCACUCCUUUCAAAACCAA
Messenger RNA from Tachysurus vachellii, 518 nucleotides. RefSeq names its product bublin coiled coil protein (gene bbln). Lineage: Eukaryota; Metazoa; Chordata; Actinopteri; Siluriformes; Bagridae. The transcript is spliced from 3 exons. The coding region runs from base 42 to 317 and encodes 91 amino acids. The record is from RefSeq and is a predicted model, not a curated record.